This is a messenger RNA of Python bivittatus (Burmese python), 2331 nucleotides long. It is a transcript of the gene LETMD1, whose product is annotated as LETM1 domain containing 1. NCBI's taxonomy places the organism in Eukaryota, Metazoa, Chordata, Lepidosauria, Squamata, Pythonidae. Gene Ontology annotation, biological process: intracellular monoatomic cation homeostasis. Gene Ontology annotation, cellular component: mitochondrial inner membrane. The record is from RefSeq and is a predicted model, not a curated record. Gene Ontology annotation, molecular function: ribosome binding.
GUCGUCACGUGAGCUGUCUGGCCAGGGAGCGCGCGCCCGAAAGCCCGGCCGCCCUGCGUCCCUUUCAGCGGCCGCGCGGGGAAUGGCGCUGCUGCUGGUGCUGCUCUCGGGCCGGCGCUGCUACUGCUACUGCUCCUCCGGCGGCUGCGGCUUGCGUUUAGGACUUUGCCGAACUUCUGUGCCCGCUGCCUCCCUUUACCGGGCUUUACGCCCAUCAGAGCCUCCCCCGUGGCCGGCCCUGAGACUUCCAGUGUGCCAUUUUUCUUCAAAAGCAAAUUCAAAAAAGCUUACCUCUGUUUUGGUUUCAAAAGUAAAAUGCCUGAAUAAGAAGUAUGAAAGAUAUUUGGAAAGGACAUUCCCACGUUUCUAUCAGCUAUAUUCAACAUUUUUAAAAGGCUUACAGGUUUUCUUUUCAGAAGCAAAAGAAAUAAGAAGAAUAAAGGCAAACAUGUCGCAUAAAAAUAUCCAGUUCCAUCAACUUCCAUACAGGGAAAUGGAGAGACUAAGACAGUUUCGCAGAGACCUUAUUAAAGCCAUUCCUGUUGGGAUUCUCUCUCUUCCACCCUUCGCCAACUAUUUCGUUCUUUUGUUUAUGUAUUUAUUCCCAAGACAGCUCUUAGUACGCCACUUCUGGACUCCUAAACAACAAGCUGAGUUUCUGAACACUUACCACAAUAUGAGGAGGGAGGCAUAUGCUGAAGUGAUUGAUGGUCUAAUGCAUCUAUCUCACUUCCUAGAUGAUCCUCAGCUUCGCCAACAGAUGUUAUAUCUCUGCAGAAAGGUCCAGGAAGGAUUUCACCCAGAUGUAACAGAGCUUAAAGCUGUGAGGACUUUAUUUGUGGGGCAUCCCUUUGGUAUCCAACAGCUCACGGUUCAGCAUGUGAAAGUUCUCAGUCGUGUUUUGUUCCUGACACCCCGCUUGCCAUCUUUCUUCCUGAGAAAUCGCUUGAGGAGCCAUCUAUCUGAGCUGCAUCACCUGGAUCAAGCAAUGGUGAAACUAGGAGUAAGCGAGCUGACUGAUGAAGAAGUGCAAGUGGCGUGUUAUACCCGUGGCUUGAAUUCCGUUCAUCUUAGCCCAUCUGCAUGUAGGCUGUGGUUGAACCAGUGGCUAUCACUGUCCUCUUCACUAAGAGACUCUGAGACUUCACUCUUGGCACAUGCGAUGGUCUUACUUUCUACCAACUUCACUCUUUCCUCCAAGAGCUAACUGGAAACAGCCCCUUCUGGACUAUUGUAUGUAUACUGCAUAUUGACUGUUGGCUGAACCAGCAAGGGGAAGAGAGUUUUUUCAUUGACUCAAAAAAGGAGGGAAAAAGGCAAGAAUCCAGCAGGAGAAGAAACUGUAAUGAUUUGUUAGUGUUGAGGUGAAAGUAGAGGAAACAUUGCAGUAUGAAUAACAUUCUCCCACUGACUGUUCUGAGAAGAGAAUUGCCAAGAUACAACAAAAUGCCUCUGCAGUAGGUUUCACAAACUUUCUACUUAAGUCUGGUUCAGUUAUGACCUUGUAGGCCCUUUCUUGGAUUGUCACUGUUCAGACUUAUACUUGUCAGUCCAAAAUCUUGCUAGUGCUUGUGGCAAACUCUUCUGCUGGAAAGACACAUCUACUCCCUCAAGGUGCUGGAAUAAAGUUUGUUUCAUAUUGGCCAGGGAGCAGUGCAGAAUAAAAAGAAAAAAAUUGCAGAAUACACAUUAGUACAACGUGGCUUAUUUGCUAAAUGUACAUUGUCAAAAUCAUAUAUCAGUUUCUAUGCUUUCAAUCUUGCCAGCUAAGAGGGGAGAGAUCCAUAUGUCUUAUGCCAGUUGUUUCUUCCAUCCCCCUUCUCUGAGAUGUUUCAGGGAUUGUAUUACUCUCAAGUUGCAAUUGUGAGAGGGAAUCAGUUGGAAAGGAGGUUAGGAGGCCAGUCUUGAAGCUGAAGCUUCUCUUCAUCUAACUGAAUCACAACCCCACCCCCACUUUUCUCCUUUCUGAUGCUGAUUUUGCAGGUGUAGUGGUAACCCAAGGCAGCAAAGGAUUGGGAGGGGGGCAGCUGAGAUACCGCCGUUCACUGCUGUCAAAAGAGAAGACCCAAUCUAUUCUGUGGUCUCCCAAGAACCUGAAGAUUGCAGGAUUUUUUUUAUUAUGAAGUGUAGCAGACUUUAAAAAUCCUUUAGUGGGGGAAGAAAUUAGAUUGCAUGUAGUAUACCAGAAGCUGGAAUUCUGGACAGAAUGUAACUUGAGGACGUCUGUAUUUGAGCAAAUCAUAAAAUGUGUGAGAAAUGUGUGUAUUAAAUGUAUUUUACUUGAAAAAUGAAUGUUUACCAUUAAAGAUGGCAAGCUGGCUAACAUAAAAA